Messenger RNA from Onthophagus taurus, 1580 nucleotides. Its product is annotated as dolichyldiphosphatase 1. NCBI's taxonomy places the organism in Eukaryota, Metazoa, Arthropoda, Insecta, Coleoptera, Scarabaeidae. The record is from RefSeq and is a predicted model, not a curated record. Gene Ontology annotation, molecular function: sphingosine-1-phosphate phosphatase activity.
AUCGACAUGAUGUUGAGAACCACGAUGUCUAAUUUUUAUUCAAGCUGUCAAAAAAAAUUAAAAUGUUAAAAUGGCCACGUCUGCUCCGGACGAAAAUUAUUUUUCAAAAACCGUAAACGAAAACGACAAAUUAGAAUGGGUUCCGUUUUCUUUAACAUUAGUGGAAUAUCCUCAAGGGGAUAUUAUCGGCAAAUUUUUAGCGUUUAUAAGUCUUGCUCCGUUCGGUAUCGGCUCGGGUUUUUUAACAUUAAUAUUAUUUAGAAGAGAUUUACACACCAUCACAUUCUUUAGUGGGACAAUACUCUGUGAAAUGUUGAAUUACUUUUUAAAACAUGCGAUACAAGAAACAAGACCUAUGGCAAGAAAUGUUGUUUAUAAUGAGUACGGGAUGCCUUCAUCUCAUGCCCAAUUUAUGUGGUUCUUUGCUACUUAUGUUAUUUAUUUUGUAUUUAUAAGAUUACAUCAUAUGAAUAAUAAUACUAUAAUGGAAAACGUUUCAAAAAUAUUAAUUAUAUCCUCUUCUACAUUGGCAGCAGUUUUAGUGUGUAUAAGUAGAGUUUAUUUACAAUAUCAUACAAUCACACAGGUUAUUUGUGGAGCUUUUGUUGGUGCAUUAUUUGCCACAGUUUGGUUUUCAUUGACUUAUUUGGUUUUUACACCUUUAUUUCCAAGAAUUGUUACUUGGAAAAUAUCAGAAUUUCUUCUUUUACGUGAUACAACAUUAAUUCCAAAUGUGCUGUGGUUUGAGUACACAAAUACAAGGCAGGAAGUUCGAGCUCGUAGCCGAAAAUUGGUCAGCAUGAAAUCACAAUGACAUCUACUAAACGAUCGUUUCGAUUUCGUUCCGUUCGCGAGAUUCGUUAAAUGUUUUAAGUUGGUUGUUUUUUGGCCAAGAAAACGGUAAAAAAAAAGAAAAUAAAAUUCUUCCGGAACAUUCGAGACGUUAAUUAAAACAAAGCAAAGAGAAAUAAGUGACAAAAAGUUAUUAAUUAUUUUUCUUUUUAAGAUUAAGUGCAAUUUAAUUCUAUUUUUUUUGUUAAUAAAGUUUGGAGCAAUACUUUUUUUAAAACAAUUUUUUAAAGUAAUUAAAAAAGAAAGAAAACGAGAUUUAUAGUACAAUUUAGAGAGCUAUUAUUACUCAAGAAGCAAUCUACAGAAGCUGCUUUUAUUAGUGUUUAAUGUUUCCUUAAAAAAUAAAGACGAUAUUGUAUCCACUGUGUGGAAUUUAAAGAGCUUAUACAUAACAUAAAAAUACAAAAAUAAUGAUAAACAUAAAGCUAAAAUAAAGCUGCUAAUAAUUUAACUUAAUUCAUUACAUUUUAUUAACAUUAUUACUUUUUUCACCCUUGUUAUGUGAUAUAGGACGGUUUUUUAAAUAAUUUAUUUUAAUACAGUUAAUAGACUCUGAUAAUUAUUAUAAAAAAAUAUUAAUUAAGUAGUGCAAAUAUGUACUUAACUGACUGAUUGUUAAAAGGAAUGAAGCAACAUUUAAAAUUUAAAAAAGAUAUUGCAUUGUUCCUAUUUAUUAUGGUUUCUUGUAAUUUUAGCCCUUUUUGUUAAAAUAAACUUGUAUAAUUGGU